Octodon degus (degu) is the source of this 1753-nucleotide messenger RNA. RefSeq names its product serine incorporator 2 (gene Serinc2). The transcript has 9 exons. The record is from RefSeq and is a predicted model, not a curated record. Bases 134 to 1336 code for a protein of 400 amino acids. Lineage: Eukaryota; Metazoa; Chordata; Mammalia; Rodentia; Octodontidae. Gene Ontology annotation, cellular component: membrane.
UCUGCAGGCCUCCUGCCUCUGCGGUUCUGCCCCCUGCAUCCUGUGUGCCUGCUGCCCCUCCAGCCGCAACUCCACCGUGAGCCGCCUGGUCUUCACUGGCUUCCUCCUCCUGGGGGUGCUGGUGUCCAUCAUUAUGCUGAGCCCGGGCGUGGAGAGCCAGCUCCAUAAGCUGCCCUGGGUGUGCGAGGGGGCCGAGAACACCGGCAUUCUGCAGGGCCACAUCGACUGCGGCUCCCUGCUGGGCUUCCGAGCCGUGUACCGCAUGUGCUUUGCCACAGCCGCCUUCUUCUUCCUCUUCACCUUGCUUAUGGUCUGCGUGCGUAGCAGCCAGGACCCCCGCGCUGCCAUCCAGAAUGGGUUUUGGUUCUUUAAGUUCCUGAUCUUUGUGGGCAUCACCGUGGGUGCCUUCUACAUUCCUGAUGGCUCCUUCUCCAAGAUCUGGUUCUACUUCGGCGUUGUGGGCUCCUUCCUCUUCAUCCUCAUCCAGCUGCUGCUGCUGAUCGACUUUGCGCACUCCUGGAACCAGCGGUGGCUGGGCAAGGCCGAGGAGUGUGACUCCCGCGCCUGGUAUGCAGGCCUCUUCUUCUUCACCCUGCUCUUCUAUGCGCUCUCCAUCGCGGCCGUGGCCCUGCUCUUCGUCUACUACACCCACCCUGGCGCCUGCCACGAGGGCAAGAUCUUCAUCAGCCUCAACCUGGUCUUCUGUGUGUGUGUCUCCAUCGUCGCUGUGCUGCCCAAGGUCCAGGAAGCCCAGCCCAACUCAGGUCUGCUGCAGGCCUCGGUCGUCACACUCUACACCAUGUUUGUCACCUGGUUGGCCCUGUCCAAUGUCCCUGACCAGGAAUGUAACCCGCACUUGCUGACCCAGCUCGGCAACGAGACUGUGCUGGCCGGCCCCGAGGGCUAUGAGACCCAGUGGUGGGACGCACCCAGCAUCGUGGGGCUGAUUGUCUUCAUCCUGUGCACCCUCUUCAUCAGUGUGCGCUCCUCCGACCACCGACAGGUGAACAGCCUGAUGCAGACCGAGGACUGCUCCAUCGCGCUGCAGACCACGCAGCAGCAGCAGCAGCAGGGGGCUGCCUGCGAGAACCAGGUUUUUGACAACGAGCAGGAAGGUGUCACCUACAGCUACUCUUUCUUCCACUUCUGCCUGGUGCUGGCCUCCCUGCACAUCAUGAUGACGCUCACCAACUGGUACAGGCCUGGGGAGACACACAAGAUGAUCAGCACAUGGACCGCUGUGUGGGUCAAGAUCUGUGCCAGCUGGGCGGGGCUGUUCCUCUACCUGUGGACCCUGGUGGCACCCCUGCUCCUGCCCAACCGCGACUUCAGCUGAGGCAGUCCCUACAGCCUGCCUACCUAGUGGUACCUUGGGCUCAUGACAGCCAAGUGCCCUCUCCCUGCACCCCAUCAGCCAAGCUGAGCUGCCCCCUCAGGACUGGCCUUCAAGCUGGGCCACCCAUACCCAGUGCCUUCAGGUCUGAGGGACAGCAGGCUGACCCGUGCCCUGCCUCCUGCCGCCCAGACCACAGAGCUGCCUCUUCUCUCCUUGCCUGGUCACCCACACGCCCGUCUUGGGAUGGAAGCCCCCCCAUCUCUGGAGGGGACUGGCAGAGAGGUACCCAGAGUCACACAGAGAGCAGCAAGCACUCUGGUGCCCAGCGCUGAGCCCGCUGUUCCCAGCCCAGCCCCUUCCUGGACUAUGUGCCUUAGCAAGUCUCUGAGACUUUGCCAAUAAACACAACUGAGCGUG